This is a messenger RNA of Rhineura floridana, 5112 nucleotides long. It is a transcript of the gene PPM1J, whose product is annotated as protein phosphatase, Mg2+/Mn2+ dependent 1J. Gene Ontology annotation, molecular function: protein serine/threonine phosphatase activity. Lineage: Eukaryota; Metazoa; Chordata; Lepidosauria; Squamata; Rhineuridae. The transcript is spliced from 11 exons. Gene Ontology annotation, biological process: protein dephosphorylation. The record is from RefSeq and is a predicted model, not a curated record. The coding region runs from base 256 to 1938 and encodes 560 amino acids.
UUACAAUGGAGUGGAGAUCUUAGAGGAGGGGGGUACCGGGACCUCUGAAGCCGCAAAGACCAGGGAGGACCUCUCUAGACUCGGGGUGACCCGGAGAGGAUACUGGAAGGGGGGAAGGGAAGGUGCUCGGAGAUUCCCUGACGCGGCGGAGUUGCAGCCCAAGCCGAGCAGGAGGAGGCGGGGAGCGGAGCCAAGCAGCGCGCCUCCCCCUCCCGCCUCCCUGAGCCCGCGGCGAUCGGCAGCGGCUCCUCCAGCAUGUUGGGCAGGUUGCGCUCGGCGAUGGCGCAACUCGUCGGGGGCCUAGGAGGCGGAGGAAGCCCCUCGAGCCCGCCGCCCGCCUCGGCCUCUUCCCGCACGUCCGCGACGGCGACGCCUACUCCACCCCCUCCGCCCGGGCCCAGCUCCAGCGCCUCGCCCGCCAACACCGGCGGCGAAGACAGCAGCAGCAGCAGCAACUCCUGCCGGGAACCGACCCGGGGCAGCUUCUCCAGACCGGCUUUCUUGCAGCUCACGCCUGAGGAACUUCUGCGGGCAGAUGAUCACGCGGGCAGAGCCGUCCAGAGUCCCCGCGAGAGUCGCCGUCGCCUGCACUGGAGCACCGGUUACGCCGAGGUGAUAAAUGCUGGGAAAAGUCAGCACAACGAGGAUCAAGCAUGCUGUGAGGCAGUGUUUGUGGAAAAGAGAUGCCCUCUGAGGAAUAACCCAACCCCCAAGGAAACCUCUGGAGAUCCAGAAGGGGUCGGCAAAGGCCUGUCUUUUUACUACUGGGGCUUGUUUGAUGGACAUGCCGGAAGCGGAGCUGCAGUCAUGGCAUCCAAGUUGCUUCACUUCCACAUCCGGGACCAACUUCGGGACCUGGUAGACAUCUUGCAAGACUCAUCCCCUCCUCCAAUUUGCCUGCAGGAUAGUUCAAGGACAGUUCUAGCAGAACCAAACAGGGCUCCUCUGGCUGUGGAAGAUGCUGAAGUCCCCAACAAUGCCUUGCCACGCUUUCAUAUGGAAAAGGUGGUUUCCCAUGAAAGUUUGGUGGUGGGUGCCAUUGAGAAUGCAUUCAAGCAGAUGGACAGGAUGCACAGGAGAAACAUAGAGGAGACCAAGAGGGUAUUCUCAUAUUACGUCAAACACCAUGAAGCCAUUUCCAGAGAUUUAGACAAUCAGAUCGAGCAGGAACUGGUGGCCCGGCAUGCAUCAGGAGGUUGCUGCACCCUGGCUGUGGUUUAUCUCCUGGGGAAGUUCUAUGUGGCCAACGCAGGUGACAGUAGGGCCAUUAUCAUCCGUAAUGGGGAAAUCAUUCCAAUGUCCAGGGAGUUUACUCCAGAGACAGAGAGGCAAAGGCUGCAGUUUUUAGGAUUCUUAAGACCUGAGCUGCUGGGGAAUGAGUUUACUCACCUCGAGUUCCCUCGAAGGAUCCAGCAUAAGGAAGUGGGAAAGAAGAUGCUGUACAGGGACCAAAACAUGAAUGGCUGGGCAUAUAAAAGGAUAGAAGAAGAUGACUUGAAGUUUCCACUUGUAUACGGAGAGGGUAAAAAGGCUCGAAUGAUGGCAACCAUUGGGGUGACUCGAGUUUUGGGAGAUCAUGAUCUCAAGGUGUACAGCUCCAACAUCCACAUUAAACCUUUCCUGUCCUGCAUCCCAGAGGUUCGCAUUUAUGACCUCACACAGUAUGAGCACUGCCCUGAUGAUGUGCUAGUGCUGGGCACUGAUGGCCUCUGGGAUGUCACCAGUGAUCAAGAAGUGGCCAAUGUGGUAUUUGAUGUUCUAAUGUGCUAUGAGCCCAAUGACCCUUGCAGGUACACCAUGGUGGCCCAGGAGCUGGUGGUGAGGUCCAGAGGGAUUCUGAAGGACCGUGGCUGGAGGCUGGCCAAUGACAAGUUGGGCUCUGGAGAUGAUAUCUCUGUCUUCGUUAUUCCCCUUGGUGGCCCAGGAAACUACACCUGAACCUCAACUCCCAGGGAUGCAGGGCUCAUGAUGCGAGACCGUAAGAAAAAGAAAGUCACCAUCAUGCAGCACAACUGGAGGCUGCAGAUACCCUUACCCCUGGAACACUUGUGCUGCCAGAGUCUUCCAAAGAUGGUUAGAGAUAAAACCAUAUGACUGCAGCUUGGGUGCUUCUCCCACUCCAUCUCAGCUUACUGGAUUCCAGUUAGGGAUAACAAAGACAUAGCCCCAGUCCACACUGCUCUUCCUCUCAGGAAUUACGCCUGUCUGCCCUUAAGACCUAUAGGAAAUCUCACGCUCCAAGGGCUGCAUUAAAUCUGGGCUUUUGCCUCAUCAUCCCAGCAAAGUGGGUGUGGGGGGGAGACCAUUGACAUUCUGUUACAGUCACAUGGAAAGGUUCUCUCAAUUAGGUAUUAGCACUGAAGCCUCCCUGGAGCAUUCAGUCAUUUAAUGGGUACUUCCUUGUGUCUGUCAAAAUGACAACUGAAUUUCGCUUUGUCAGAUGCCAAGGACAGCUCAUCCUGACUCGUAAUGACAAUCAUGCCUAAUUGCCUAGAACAUCUUGCCCUUCCUAUCAGUCCUUGACAAGUAUUGCUAAAGGAGUAUCAAGCAAUUGCUGCUGAUUAGUUGGUUACCAUUCCUCUGACUUGCCAUAAGGCAACCUCUGAAGCUUUCACUGCAAGCCAUUGUUGUGUAGUAAGCAUUCCGGUUAUAUGGAUUUCUCACACUAAUGUUGCAUACUGUUGUAAAUUUAGCCAAGUUUGCUGCUGCUUUAUAAAUGUGUCUCCAAGUGGCACAGAAAGGAAGGUGCAGCAAGUUACUGCCAUAAAAAAGGUCUCUGGAGAAAAUCUGUUGUACCUUGCUUUCACCAGACGGGGGUGCACUUAGAAGAACAAAGGAACAUGAUGGUGAUGACACAUCUCUAGUUGGUUGGUUGGUUGGUUGAAACAGCUGGCCCGUAAAUAACAAGAUACAGAAAUCAACUACAGACUAGGAAGGUAGCAGACAUAUGCAUAGAAGGCAGCUAUGUCUAAAGAAGGCAGAAUUGUAGAACAGUUUGUAAUUCUAGUCUAUUCACCUUCUGGCAAAAGUCAUGUUCUUGUUAUAGAGUAGAAGUUCUACCUCUGGAGCCCACAGCAUUGAGUUCUUUGUUUAAUGAAUAAGAAGUCUUCAAAUAUUAUGAUUGGUGGAAGUGGAGGCUGGUGCUCAUUAGGAGUGGUAGGGCAGAAGGCAGGAAGGCCAACAGUAGGUGGAGCUAAAGCUUAUGACAGGCAGAGCCAACUAAUUCUGCUGUUAUUCCCAUCCUCUUCACUGUUGAGUUCUAUAAGGGGAACACUGAGACUAAGGAGAAAGAGGCUAACAGCCAGUGCAACUCCCUAGACUGGACUAGGAAGAAGGUAGGCAGAUGAAGGCUGGCUGAGAGUAGACUGAGCUUGGUGAGGCAGUGCCCCACUUGCCCUAAUGAACCAGCCUUCACUGAUUUGUGGGAGGGGGAAUAGAUCCAAUUUUUCCAUGGAAAUGUAGUUUUCGGUUAGCUGCACUGUGCAAAAGUGAGACCAUCCUUGGCCAGGGACACUUGCACCUUAAAUUUGCCCUUGUAAUCUCUCUACCUGUGAGCACCUGAUGGGGUUUAAGAAUAAAUUAAUUUCAAGCUUCAAGAAAAUGCCUGCCACCCUUAUAUAAACUCUUAAGCAAAGAGAAUAGUGACACUGGCACUUCUGCACUGCAGAAUAGGCUACACUUACCUGGGAGUAAGUGCCAUUAAACUCAACAGGACAUUUCUGAGCAGGUAUGUAUGGGAUUGUUCUUUUUGGGCUACCACCUUACAUACACUUACUUAGAAGUAAACCUCUUAAACUCAGUAGAACAUCUGUGCAAACAUGAAUCAGAUUGCACAAUUAGACAGUUUCCCAUUAUAUAAAGGCAGAGCCUGGAAGGUUGGGAUUUUGUCUUAAAAGAGCAUGAAGUUUGCACCUGAGAAAAGGUUAAAGAACCAAGUGCAAAACUGCAAGUUGUCAUUGCCAAGAAGAAAUUGACUAAGACUUUUUCUUGCUGGAAAGCAUUUUGUUAUUGAUUGAUAGUCUGUCCUGCUGUCACUUCCUGGUGAAUGCAAUGUGUACCUUCUCAGCAGUGAGAGUAAAGUGAAUGCAUCCGUUGGGAACCACAGGAAGAGUUUUAAUUCAAUAAAAUGCAUGUGCCGGAGGAAAGGAAGAAUGCUAUAUCCUGCUAGCACAGAAGUACGGCUUUAAACAAUAAACAGAUUUGGCAAGGAAGAUAUAUUUUAUAAAAUAGUUGAGCAAUACAUACGGAUGGCACUAUAGCCCUCUUUGCAUGUUGGUUGGUGAAUGGGGAUGUGGGGCCAUGUGCUUAGCCCUACCUUCAUGCUAUUCCUCUUUUCACCAUGUUGAGCAUAUCUGCAGCCAGGAGCCUUCUCUAUAUGAGGAAGCUUCUCAUGAACUUAGAACCCUGGGUGAUCAGGAUUUUUAAACUGUGUGGGGAUCCUCCCCACACAGAUAUUAGAGUAAAGAUGCUGUCCUUUUCACCACCCUUAUGCACUACACAUUAGUAACAUGUGAAGAGGGCCUGCAAAUAUUUGCUUACAAACCAUUUAGAUCCAGGUAGGAGCACUCUACUAAUUCUUCAGUGUCCAGUAAUAAGAGCCUGUUUACACAUUUUGAUUUUUAAGUGUACACCUAAGAUCUGGUUGGCCACUGUGAGAACAGGAUGCUGGAUUAGAUGAGCCAUUGUCCUAAUGCGGCAGGCUCUUCUUAUGUUCUUAUGCUUUAAAUGUACAACUAAAAAUGUGUGAGAGACAACCUAAUACUUGGACAACAAGUGCAUCUUACAAAUUGAACCAAUUAAGUGUACACGUGGCAGCAAACCCAGGUUUGUUGCUGUGUAAUGAAUAAUGAUUCCCUUGGUUCCUGCCCAUCUCACUUCCAACUGCUAAGUGAAAAGAAUUUGCUUGAUUUUGUGCCAACUGGAAUGUAUAUAUUUGCCUUUUGCUUCAUCCCCGAGUAAAUGCAAAGUAACCUAUUAUGUUGUAUUUGGAAAGGUUGCCCUGCUGAGUAGAGGAGUGCUAGAUGAAAUGAUGAAGCUGUGAGAAGUCCUCAAUUGUUUUUCUACCAACGCAUACAAAAUACUCGGAUCCCAAUAAAAUUCUGGGUGUAACUA